AUAAAACUGGAAAAAGAAUGUUUGUUGACGAAUGGCGCGAGACUAGCUCUCCAGUCGCUUGCCCUCAUAUUGCCUGCAUGCCUACCUCCAUGCGAACUGAAUGAAUAGCCGUAAAGCUCCAAGAAAGGAGCAGAAAACUAGCUUGCUUGCAGUAAGGUCGACGGCGGCUUUCCAUUAGCAGCCCGAUGUCAUCUGCCAUCCCCAUCCGCCGCAGUGGGCUCGGCAGCCACCCCCUUCAUUUUCGACUCGGAUCUGCAUCCAUUUCUGCUUUCACACUGAUCACACUGCUCUCCGCGGUCCUCUUGUUUUUUCUAUUCAUUCAUAUGGCGAUAAACGGCAUAGCAUCACGGACUCGAACAAUUGCGGGGCACAAUCUAGAGGCCACACCCUGGCAUCCAUUCAACCUCCACGAUCGCCACCUCGAAGCCUCUGCCUCCCUUAUCCUGCGCUGUUCCUACCUCUCCUGUCUCCGCCGCUCUCAUGCGAGCAAAAUCUCAUCCCACUCGUCGCCGCCGUCAGCGUGCCCCGCGUUCUUCCGCUCUAUUCACAGCGAUCUCGAGCCCUGGCGUCGCUCUGGAAUUUCUCGCGCUGCUCUUGCAGAGGCCGGAAAGCGCGCGGCAAUGCGGGUCGUGAUCCUCGGCAGCAAUCGCCUCUACAUCGACCUCUACUACUCGUGCGUGCAGAGCCGGGCCAUGUUCACCGUCUGGGGCCUGCUGCAGCUCCUUGAAAGGUACCCCGGGAUGGUCCCCGACAUCGAUCUAGUGUUCGAUUGCAUGGAUCGCCCUGCAAUUAACCGGACGGAAUACGAUCCCACGGCCACCGGAAAGCCGCCGCCGCCUCUCUUUCGCUACUGCACAACAAAGGAACAUUUUGAUAUUCCGUUUCCAGAUUGGUCUUUCUGGGGCUGGUCUGAGGUUAAUAUCAAACCAUGGGAUGAACAGUUCAGAGAGAUCAAGCAUGGGUCUCAAGUGCUUCCAUGGAAGAUGAAAGAAGACAUAGCAUAUUGGAAGGGUAAUCCAGAUGUUCAAUCACAAAUACGGAUGGAAUUACUGAAGUGCAAUGACACUAAGCAAUGGAAAGCCCAAAUCAUGCAUCAAGACUGGGUAAAAGAAUCGAACUCUGGCUUUAAAAAUUCCAAACUUUCAGACCAGUGCAAGCACCGUUACGAAAUCUACGCCGAAGGUUUUGCAUGGUCAGUGAGUCUGAAGUACAUUCUUUCUUGUGGAUCUGUUUCACUGAUUAUAGAUCCGCAGUAUGAGGACUUCUUCAGCCGCGGCCUCAUUGCUAGUGAGAACUAUAUACCCAUCAAUUGCACGAGCUUAUGUCCCUCUAUAAUGUCUGCAGUGGACUGGGGAAACAAUCAUCCAUCUAUUGCUGAGGCUAUAGGAAUAAAGGGGCAGAGAUUAAUGGAGGACCUGAGCAUGGAUCGGGUGUAUGACUAUAUGUUUCACCUUAUCAUGGAGUAUUCAAAACUGCAAGAUUUUAAGCCAGCUCCACCCCCAUCUGCUCUUGAGGUAUGUAUGAAUGCCAUCCUUUGCUUGGCAGAUCAGAAACAGAGAGAACUACUUGAAAAAUCGUCAAGUUCACCUUCGACCACUGCACCUUGCAUUCUAUCACAUGUGGAAGAUUAUAAUGGGGCGAAAGACAGAGUUUUGGAGAAAAUGGAGCAAAAAUAGUACAAUUUUCGAGCAAGAAAGAAAAUUCUGAUCUAACACAUUUUAUUGAAGCAAAAUUAGAGCAAAAAUAGUGCAAUUUUUUAGCAGGAAAGAAAAUUAUGAUCUAACACAUUUUGUUGGAGAAAAUUGGAAUGAAACAAAAAAAAAGGGCGCCAAGGAGCCUAAUUUGGAGUCCAGGUGCCCGAACUGGCGCCCAGACACCCGAAUCAGACUCCUAGGCGCCAGUAACUGUUCCAGAUGGUUUUUGCUCAAUUUUUGGUGUUAAAAGUCAAUUUUAUUCACUUGUGAAGGCACCUUUUGGCAUUUAAAAGUCUUGGAAACUCUAAGAUCGUCCAGAAGUCGUAGAUAGGAGUAGGAAUGUAGACUUCUAUCUUUUCUAGAGAGAUUGGUGAGAGAUUUUGUGAGAUAUGUGUAAGGAAAUGUUUGAGCAUUGCAUGGAUCGUUAAGAGACUUUUUUUGGAGGGAUUUUCAUCUUUCUU
Molecule: messenger RNA, 2155 nt
Organism: Phalaenopsis equestris
Lineage: Eukaryota; Viridiplantae; Streptophyta; Magnoliopsida; Asparagales; Orchidaceae
Product: O-glucosyltransferase rumi
Exons: 7
Coding region: 186-1676 (496 amino acids)
Source: RefSeq, a predicted model, not a curated record